Messenger RNA from Andrographis paniculata, 598 nucleotides. RefSeq names its product monothiol glutaredoxin-S10-like. The record is from RefSeq and is a predicted model, not a curated record. NCBI's taxonomy places the organism in Eukaryota, Viridiplantae, Streptophyta, Magnoliopsida, Lamiales, Acanthaceae. The coding region runs from base 1 to 309 and encodes 102 amino acids. The transcript has a single exon.
AUGGAGUGUGUACAGAAACUGGCUUCACAAAAGGCUGUAGUGAUUUUCAGCAAGAGUACAUGCUGCAUGUGUCAUGCGAUCAAGAGGCUGUUCUACGAGCAAGGAGUGAGUCCUAUGAUCUAUGAACUAGACGAGCAGAAAAAUGGUGGGGAAAUGGAGAGAGCCCUGAUAAGGCUCGGCUGCAAACCAUCAGUUCCAGCAGUGUUUGUUGGAGGAAAAUUUGUGGGCUCGGCUAAAGACUUACUAACACAGCACCUUGAUGGUUCACUUAAUAAGAUGCUUAAGGAUGCUGGAGCUCUGUGGCUUUGAACUCGCCUUCAAAUCUCAAGAUUAUAUAUAUAUAUAUUUACUUGUGUAAAGCUCAAACAUGGCUAAUUAGUCGCAUAUGUAUAUGAAUGUGUGAUAACUGAUAACAAACACAUUCCUCGCUUUUCUUUUUCUUUUUCUGCAUAGGUCUGUAGGCAUUAAAAGAUAAUGUAGAGGGCUCUUGUAUCUUUUUGAGAAAAUUGUAAUUAAUACAUACAUAUAUAUAUAUAUAUGUAUGUAUGGAGAAAAGAGAGGGGGCUUCACUUAUGUGCCAGAUGUCUUCUUUUAUUGA